GAAGUAACUAAGAAGGGUUUCAUAUUAAUUUAAAAUGGAUAGGCCUAUUGAUUUUCACAGUGCUCUGACGAGGUUUGAUUGUCAGUUACUAAACAAAGAGUAUCUGGCAACCCGGGUUACUUUCAUUUCACCAGGAAGUUUAUUCACACAAGAGUAACGCCACCGAUGGACGAUGCGAAUAAAAGAUGGAUUCUGAUGUUGCUUACCGCUCUGACUUCUACAUUGGUUUGGCACUUGCUGUGAGCUCCACUAUCUUCAUUGGCUGCAGUUUUAUACUGAAAAAGAAAGGCCUUUUACGACUCGCAAAAAAGGGCUCUACUAGAGCAGGUCAAGGUGGAUAUGCCUACCUGAAAGAAUGGUUGUGGUGGGCAGGGCUUAUAUCAAUGGGAAUAGGCGAGGCAGCAAAUUUUGCAGCAUAUGCAUUCGCGCCUGCCACAUUGGUAACACCUUUGGGAGCAUUGAGUGUUUUGGUCAGUGCUGUGCUUUCCUCAUAUUUCCUGAGUGAGCGGCUAAAUAUCCAUGGGAAAAUUGGCUGCUUGCUGUGCAUCUUCGGUUCCACGGUAAUGGUGAUUCACGCUCCACAAGAGGAAGAGGUUGCAUCCUUGAGUGCAAUGGCAGAGAAACUCAAAGACCCAGGAUUUAUUGUUUUUGCUGUCUGCAUUGUCGUGAUCAGUCUGGCCCUGAUCUUCCUUGUCGCACCUCGUUAUGGUCAGAAGAAUGUGCUGGUGUACAUCCUCAUCUGCUCUGUGAUUGGUUCACUAUCUGUUUCCUGUGUGAAGGGCCUUGGCAUUGGUAUCAAAGAGCUGUUCGCUGGAACAGCAGUUCUGAAAGAGCCACUGUUCUGGUCCCUGCUCAUAUGUCUAAUCAUCUGUAUCAGUAUUCAAAUAAGCUACCUUAAUAAGGCUCUCGACAUCUUCAACACCUCUUUAGUUACACCUAUUUAUUAUGUCUUCUUUACAACAUCCGUCAUGGCAUGUUCAGCCAUCUUGUUUAAAGAGUGGCUUCGCAUGUCUACUGAUGGGGCUGCUGGGACUGUUAGUGGCUUUCUAACCAUCAUCAUUGGCAUCUUUCUUCUCCAUGCUUUCAAGGACAUCAAGUUUAGCUUGGACUCUCUUCCUCUUUAUCUGCACCUUAGACCUCAAGGAAGGACAAGGAGCCAACCGUACAUUGCUCUGCCAACCGAUGAGAGAAAUACUGAGGACGAAAGCAAUCCGACUAAGGAAAAAAGUACAAAGGACUUUCUUCCUGAGAGUUCAGACAGAAAGAGCAAUGGCACAUUUAUUACCUAGCAUAAUUUCACCAAACUUGCUUAAUGGAGACUACUGAAUACCUGUUUGCUAUAUGCAACUAUACAAGCAUACUUUAAGGGAUAGUUCACCCAAAAAUUUAAAUUCUCUCACCAUUAACUCAGCCUCAUGAUAUCCCAGGUGUGUAUGACUUUCUUUCUUCAGCAGAACACAUUUGAAGAAAAUUAG
This is a messenger RNA of Myxocyprinus asiaticus (Chinese sucker), 1475 nucleotides long. RefSeq names its product magnesium transporter NIPA2-like. Gene Ontology annotation, cellular component: membrane. Lineage: Eukaryota; Metazoa; Chordata; Actinopteri; Cypriniformes; Catostomidae. Gene Ontology annotation, molecular function: magnesium ion transmembrane transporter activity. The transcript is spliced from 6 exons. Gene Ontology annotation, biological process: magnesium ion transport. The record is from RefSeq and is a predicted model, not a curated record. Bases 186 to 1289 code for a protein of 367 amino acids.